UACGUAUUCACCGUGAGUUUGUCAACAAUACAAAAAAUUAAUAACAGAGAAAAAAAACUGACAAAUUCAUUAAACGACAGUUCAGAGCAUUUACAUUUGUUUCGUUUAGUGAAUCUCAAAUCAAGUUAACGUCAUGAAGUCUGCUCUGGUGAUCGCAAUCGCAAUUCUGGGAGCUGCCAUCCUGGUCAGUGCCUUUGAUGAGAAGGAAGCCAUGGUCAAGUUUAUGGAAUUCGCUGAAGCCUGUGUGGGAGAAGUUGGUGCCAAGGAUAGCGAUUUGCAGGAGAUUGUGAAGAAGCAACCGGCUUCAACUUAUGAGGGCAAAUGCCUGCGUGCCUGUGUAAUGAAAAAAGUGGGUGUCCUAGGUGCAAAUGGCAAAUUGGACGUUGAGGCUGGUCAUGCCAAGGCCAAGCAAUACACUGGCAAUGAUCCCAGCAAAAUUAAGAUCGCCAUGGAAAUUGGUGAAACUUGUGCGGCCAUCAGUGUCUCCGAUGAUCAUUGCGAGGCGGCCGAGACUUAUGGCCAUUGCUUCAAAACUGAGGCCGAAAAACAUGGCUUGAUGUAAAUUGAUGAGGACCUUAGAUGUGGAUGUGGAUAUCGACUCAGAACUGGCCAAUGAAUUGUACUUACAAAAAAUAUUUCGUUCUAUUGUUAAAUUGUAAAUUAAAGCAAAUUGAAAAGUUUAUAUGCCGUUUUGGAUAA
This is a messenger RNA of Drosophila willistoni, 699 nucleotides long. RefSeq names its product general odorant-binding protein 28a (gene Obp28a). The coding region runs from base 134 to 562 and encodes 142 amino acids. NCBI's taxonomy places the organism in Eukaryota, Metazoa, Arthropoda, Insecta, Diptera, Drosophilidae. The transcript is spliced from 3 exons. Gene Ontology annotation, biological process: sensory perception of smell. Gene Ontology annotation, molecular function: odorant binding. The record is from RefSeq and is a predicted model, not a curated record.